Messenger RNA from Ctenopharyngodon idella (grass carp), 1685 nucleotides. RefSeq names its product clarin-3. The record is from RefSeq and is a predicted model, not a curated record. NCBI's taxonomy places the organism in Eukaryota, Metazoa, Chordata, Actinopteri, Cypriniformes, Xenocyprididae.
AAGUUCUCCCAUUUUCCAGCCACAAAGAGUCAGGAAUCAAAAGGUCUGCUUGACAAGCUAAACAAUUUCUCAGCCAAGGACCACAGUUACACAGAAACAAUGCCGUCCACGGAGAAACUACUGCAUUUCUUGUCAAGUUCUUUCUUAUGUGUAGCUGGAGUGGUGUUAUUGGGUUAUGGGAUGUCGGCGGAUUGGGCCGAAGCCGAAAUGGAGUGCGCACCGAUCGAGAGUAACGACUUCAAUGGAUCCUCCAGUCUCAAAAUCGGCCUUUUCAACGGCACAGAGUCCAAAAUCUCCUGCCCCAGGAUUUCCAAACUUGGAGAAAAAGUGCCUGUGUUUGAUCGUCUGGCGAAAUUAGCAGGAGCUCCAAUUAUCCUGCACGCUCUGGUUGUUAUCCUGUUGGCACUGGCUCUUUUGGGGUCUGCAGGCAGUAUUCUGGUCACACUCUAUAACAGCUUCAGCAACCCAUAUCAGACCUACAUGGGACCAAUAGGGCUGUACACAUGUAGUGGACUUAGCGUAUGUGUGGCCAGCUUGGCGCUGAUUCUGUACGUGUCGAACGCCUACCUAGGCGAGAUGCUCCAGACACUGGUGAAAGCUGAUGAGGCCAACGUGAAGUUGAAAAAUGUAAACAUUAAGCUACAGGUGGGGCUUUUCCUUCUGAUACCGUACAUCUGCUUCAACGCGGUCGCCAUCCUCGUGGUCUAUCUGUACGUCCACGCCGCAUACACGCGCCGCAAAGAGCAGGAAAAACCAACGGAGGAUGCGCCGAAAGAGAUCAUGAUGUACUAAAAUCAAAACAAAAUCUGUUUAAAGAUCCGUUUACACCAAAGACGAUUACUAUAAUGUUAACGAUAAAGAUAUAGUUUUGAAAAUCAUCCUAAAUAGCAAAGUCCACACCACAACUAUAACGAUAACGGAACAUUGACAGCCAAUCGGAAUCCACCUUGCUUUGAAGUGCAGAAUGUUAUUGUAUUAUAGUUAUCUUUAUAGUUAUUCUUUGUGUGAACGGGUCUUAACGGGAGAUGAUUUUCAGACCUGAGCUGAACUGAGCCCAUUAUUUUGGAAAUGACACAUUAACUGUGUAGUGAAUUGCAGAACUGAACUUAUCUGAAUUGUGUUUGCCAUGACCACAAAAUUGUAUUAGUUAUAGGCUAUACACUAAAGCCUAAAAGUGUUUGUACUCUUAAAUCACACUAAGAUUGUCAUUGCAUUAGAUUACAGCAUCUCAUAGGCCUAUGCUUCUUGUGCUUUUGCUUUGUAAAAUGUUGUGCUUGUGCUGUUUCUUUAAAAAAAUGAAUGCCAUUUGUUUUCAUAUUUUAUCUGAUGCAUGUUUUAAGUGACUUAAGUGUUCAAAUAUUUUUAUAGGCCACUGCAUAUAUUUUAUUGCACUUAUGUUUAAGAAAUUAAUAUCAGAAACGUUUAGAAAUGUCAUUUACUUGUUUAGCUUUUCUACUAAGAACCUAAAUUUACUUCUAUCAGUUCCUUUAGCCAAUUUAAUAGUUUUUUUGCAUAUUUUAUGUGAAAAUAUUUAGUUCUUACUAUUUAUAUGCUUACGCAUCAAAUGCUGUUGGUUUUAUUGGCUUUUUUAAAUUAUAAACUGUCAAUAUAUUACAAUUCUGUUAUAUCACACAUUCCUACACACAAAUAUUCUGUAAAUAUUGUCAUAACUUUUUAUUACAAUA